CAACCUCCACCCCCCUCCCUUCCUUCUCUCUCUCUCUCCCAUUUGCUUUGGGGUUUCGCCUCUCUCUCUCUCUGUAUCAGACCUCUCCGCCUCUGCUCGUCUCUCUCUCUCUCUCUCUCUCUCUCCGCACAGUCAAAGCUUCGGAUGUGUAUGCGUCCGCCUCCUUCCGCGCCUCCUCGUCCCGCUCUCCCAUUCCUCAGCGGUUGAGUGAGAGCCUCGGUUGAGGUCAGAUGGCAGCCCUAAGAUCGAGCUUGCCGUCUCGUCUCCGGCAGCUCCUGUCUGGUGAAACUGCCGUCGGUCCCUCCAUCAGACUUGAUUCCGAGACUCCUCCUAAAGUUAAAGCUUUCAUUGACAAGGUCAUCCAGAGUCCUCUGCAAGAUAUAGCGAUACCUCUUUCUGGUUUUCGCUGGGAAUAUGAUAAGGGAAAUUUCCAUCAUUGGAGGCCACUAUUUCUUCAUUUUGAGGCAUACUUCAAGACUUACGUGUCAUGUAGGAAGGACCUGCUUUUGUCAGAUAAAUUAACAGAGGAUGAUAGUCCAUUCCCAAAACAUGCAGUUUUACAGAUUUUGCGAGUGAUGCAGAUAAUAUUAGAGAAUUGUCAUAACAAGAGCUCAUUCGAUGGGUUAGAGCAUUUCAAGCUCCUACUAUCAUCCACAGAUCCAGAAAUUCUGAUAGCAUCAUUGGAGACUUUAUCUGCACUUGUGAAAAUAACUAAGCUGCAUGGGGGUGGAAAGUCAAUUGGAUGUGGAGCAGUGAAUAGCUAUCUUCUUUCUUUGGCACAAGGCUGGGGAAGCAAGGAAGAAGGAUUGGGUUUGUAUUCAUGUGUUGUUGCAAAUGAGAAGACCGAAGAAGGACUAUCUUUGUUCCCGUCGGAACAGGAUAAGGAAGGUGAUAAUUCUCACUUUCGGCUGGGUUCGACCCUCUAUUUUGAGCUGAAUGGAGUGAGUGGGCAAAGUGAAGAAUCCAGUGCUCCAGCACAAGCUUCUACUUCGAGAGUUAUACACAUGCCAGAUCUUCAUCUGCGGAAGGAGGAUGAUCUUGUCAUUAUGAAACAAUGCAUUGAGCAGUACAAUGUGCCUCCUGAUCUUAGAUUUCCAUUGCUUACUAGAAUCAGAUAUGCUCAUGCAUUUCGUUCUGCCAGAACGUGCAGGCUGUACAGUAGGAUUUCGCUUUUUGCUUUCAUCGUGCUUGUUCAAUCCAGUGAUGCUCAUGAAGAACUGACAUCAUUCUUUGCAAAUGAGCCCGAGUAUACAAAUGAACUGAUUAGAAUUGUGCGGUCUGAAGAUUCUAUUCCAGGAACUAUUCGUACACUUGCGAUGCUGGCUCUGGGUGCUCAAUUAGCUGCCUACAUAUCGUCUCAUGAACGUGCGCGGAUUUUAAGUGGAUCAAGCCUUAGUUUCACUGCAACAAACCGCACUAUUCUCUUGAAUGUGCUUCAGAAGGCUGUGGUAUCUCUAAAGAAUUCCAGUGAUCCAUCAUCACUUGCUUUUGUGGAAGCACUUCUUCAAUUCUAUGUUCUUCAUAUUGUGUCGUCUUCAACUUCUGGUAACAAUCUUAGGGGUUGGGGGAUGCUUCCCACAUUUUUACCACUCCUGGAAGAUUCAGAUCCUGGCCACUUGCAUCUUGUUUGUUUUGCUGUGAAGACCAUUCAAAAGCUUAUGGAUUACAGUAGUUCAGCAGUUUCUCACUUCAGGGAGCUGGGUGGGGUUGAGCUUUUAGUUCAGAGAUUGCAGCUAGAAGUUCAUAGAGUCAUCGGUUUGUCUGUAGAUGUUGGUGCCCCACCUGUUGGUGAAAGUUCAAGAAGCAAUGAAGAUCUGUUGAAUUCACAGAAGAGGCUCAUUAAAGUCUCUUUGAAGGCACUUGGAUCUGCUACAUACUCACCAUCAAAUCCUAGUAGGUCCCAGAAUUCUCAAGAAAGUGUCCUGGCAUCCACCUUGUCACUUAUUUUUCAGAAUAUAGAGAAAUUUGGUGGUGACAUUUAUCACUCAGCUGUGACCCUUAUGAGUGAAAUCAUUCACAAAGAUCCUACCUGUUUACCCGCUUUGUUCGAAAUGGGUCUUCCAGAUGCUUUUUUAGCUUCAGUUGUGGCCGGUGUUCUUCCUUCUGCAAAGGCUCUUACCUGUGUCCCUAAUGGGCUUGGUGCAAUCUGUCUUAACACGAGAGGUGUUGAUGCAGUUAAGGAAACUUCAGCCCUACGUUUCCUUGUCAACAUAUUUACCAGUAAGAAGUAUGUUGUGGCAAUGAAUGAAGCUAUUGUUCCUUUGGCAAAUGCUUUGGAAGAACUCCUUCGCCAUGUAUCAUCUGUGAGAAGCGAUGGAGUUGAUAUAAUUGUGGAGAUUGUUGAAAAAAUUUCUUCGAUCAGUGAAACUAAUGGGACAGGGACUUCUGGCAACGUCGAUGGGAGUACAGCAAUGGACAUGGAUUCUGAAGAUAAGGAAAAUGCCUCCGGAUGCAGUCUGGCUGGUUGUGUGGAUUCAACUGCUGAACGCAUUGGUGACGAGCAAUUUAUUCAACUGUCAGUCUUUCAUCUGAUGGUUUUGGUUCAUAGGACAAUGGAAAACUCAGAAACGUGCCGGUUAUUUGUAGAGAAAUCAGGAAUUGAUGCUUUACUGAAGCUACUAUUGAGGCCUAGCAUUGCCCAGUCGUCUGAAGGGAUGUCCAUUGCCUUACAUAGUACCAUGGUCUUCAAGGGUUUCACUCAACAUCACUCAGCUCCAUUAGCACGUGCCUUCUGCUCUGCCCUGAGAGAGCAUCUUAAAAAAGUGUUGGCUGGUUUUCUUUCUGGUCCUGGGUCCUUUUUGCUUGAUCCCAAGGGGACCCAAGAUGAGGAAAUAUUUUCUGAACUUUCCCUUGUUGAGUUUCUUUUAUUUCUUGCCGCCUCUAAAGACAACCGUUGGGUAGCCGCAUUGCUUCUAGAAUUCGCCAAUGGUAGCAAAGAUGUUCUGGAAGACAUUGGACGUCUCCAACGGGAAGUUAUCUGGCAGAUUGCACUUCUUGAAGAUUCCAAGCUUGAAAAGGAGGAUGAUGUAUCUGGGUCUGUCAUGGAGUCACAUCAAUCAGAGUUCAGUGUGAAUGAAACGGAAGAGCAGACGUUUAACUCCUUCAGGCAACUGUUUGAUCCAAUGAUGAGGAGGAGAUCAUCCGUGGUUGAUAUGCAAAACCAGUUUUUGGAGUUCUUUCAACUUUAUCGCAGUCUUAAUGGUGGCAGCAGUUUCCGUGGUGAAGUCCCUUCAGGCCUGCGCCCUGGAUCUGCGCAUGAAGAGCAUCCUUCUGAUUCUCCAGAUGCUACUUCUAGAAAAGAAUUGGACAAACGCAGAUCUUACUAUGCAUCUUGCUGUGACAUGGUUAGAUCACUUUCUUUUCACAUAACCCAUCUGUUUCAAGAGUUGGGAAAGGUCAUGUUGGUUCCUUCUCGCCGUCGGGAGGAUACUGUUAAUGUGUCUCCAUCGUCAAAAAUAGUUGCCUCGGCUUUUGCUUCCAUUGCUUUGGAACACAUGAAUUUUGGUGGCCAUGUAAAUCCUUCUGGAUCAGAGGCUUCUGUUUCAACCAAGUGCCGCUUCUUUGGUAAGGUUAUCGAGUUCAUUGAUGGUAUUCUGAUGGACAGACCAGAUUCUUGCAGUCCCAUUUUACUAAAUUGCUUGUAUGGCCAUGGGGUAAUUCAGUCAGUUCUGACUACCUUUGAAGCUACCAGUCAGUUGCUCUUUGCAGUUAAUAAAUCUCCUGCUUCUCCCAUGGAGACUGACGACGGUAAUCCAAAGCAAGAUGAAAAGGAAGAUGCUGAUAAAUUGUGGAUUUAUGGUCCUUUGGCGAGCUAUGGUAAACUUAUGGACCACCUGGUGACAUCAUCCAACAUUUUGACUCCUUUUACUAAGCACUUGCUUAUUCAGCCGUUGGCAAAUGUCGAUGUUCCUUUUCCGCGGGAUGCUGAGACAUUUGUAAAGGUCCUUCAAUCCAUGGUUCUGAAAUCCGUUCUCCCUGUGUGGUCUCAUCCUCAGUUCACUGACUGCAGCUAUGAUUUCAUUACAACUGCUAUUUCCAUCAUCAAACACGUUUUUUCGGGAGUUGAAGUAAAGAAUGUUAGUAGCAAUAUCAGCUCGCGCAUUACCGGUCCGCCUCCAAAUGAGACAACCAUUUUGACUAUUGUAGAGAUGGGCUUUUCACGAUCUAGGGCUGAAGAAGCUUUGCGACAAGUUGGCUCAAAUAGUGUGGAGCUUGCAAUGGAGUGGUUACUUUCUCAUCCAGAGGAAGCUCAGGAGGAUGAUGAACUAGCUCGUGCACUUGCCAUGUCUCUUGGGAAUUCUGAACAGGACUCGGGGGAAGAUAGUUCGAAUGCUCAUGGUCAGCAUCUUGAGGUGGAGUUGGUACACCUUCCGGUUGUGGAGGAGUUGCUAGCAACAUGUGUGAAGCUUCUAGAGAUGAAGGAUUCAUUGGCUUUUCCUGUUCAUGACCUUCUCAUGACGAUCUGUUCCCACAAAGAUGGCCAAUGCAGAUCCACUGUCAUCUCAUUCAUCAUUGGCAAAUUGAAGGAUUGCAGUUUGGCUUCUGACAGCAGACAUAUCACCUUGCUCUCGGCCCUUUUCCAUGUUCUUGCUUUAGUUCUGCAUGAGGAUGUUAUGGCCCGAGAAAUUGCGUCAGGGAGUGGUCUUGUAGAACUUGCUUCAGAUCUGCUGUCAAAGUGGAUUUCUGUUUCAGGUGACAGGGAUAAAGGUGAUGUUCCAAAGUGGGUGACCGCAGCUUUUCUCGCUGUUGAUAGACUUCUACAGGCAGAUCACAAGUUGAACACGGAAAUUCUUGACCAGUUGAAGCGGCAUGAUGGCUCGUCUAUAAGUAUUGAUGAGGAUAAGAAAAUCAAGUUGCAGUCAGCAUUGGGGUUAUCUCUGAAGCAUAUUGAUGUUCAGCAGCAGAAGAAACUGAUCGAAAUCGCCUGUACUUUUAUUAGAAAUCCACUGCCAUCAGAAACAAUUCAUGCAGUUUUGCAGCUGUGUGCUACUCUCACAAGAAAUCACUCUGUCGCUGUUAACUUUUUAGAUGCGGGAGGUCUGAGUUCGCUUCUUUCUUUGCCCACAAGUAGCCUUUUCCCAGGUUUUGAUAAUGUUGCUGCUACUAUUAUCUGUCAUGUGCUUGAAGAUCCCAAUACUCUCCAGCAAGCAAUGGAAUCUGAGAUAAGGCACAGCCUUGUGGUUGCUGCUAACAGACAUUCCAAUGGAAGGGUCAGUCCCCGCAAUUUUCUUUUAACUUUGAGUUCUGUUAUUUCGCGGGACCCAGUUAUAUUCAUGGAGGCUGCUCAGGCUGUAUGCCAAGUUGAGAUGGUGGGUGAAAGACCGUAUAUUGUCUUGCUCAAAGAUCGAGAGAAAGAUAAAAUGAAAGAAAAAGAGGAGAAAGCAUCAGAGAAAGAAAAGCUUGCAAGUGAUGGGAAGGUUUCUCUAGGUUCUACAAAUGCCGGAGGCCAUGGAAAUGGGCAUGGCAGGGUAACUGAUUCUAAUUCCAAGAAUGCAAAAAUGCAUCGAAAGUAUCCUCACAGCUUCACUGUUGUGAUUGAGCUUCUCUUGGAUUCAGUCAUUGCUUUUGAACCUCCACUUUCUGAUGAGAAUACUCCAUCAACUUCAGACAUGGACAUAGAUGUUGCUGCAGUUAAGGAUAAAGGGAAAGCCAUUGCGAGUGUUUCUGAGGAGCGUGAGACCUCCAGUGCUGAAGCCUCUGCAUCACUUGCAAAAGUUGUAUUUAUAAUGAAACUUUUGACUGAGAUUUUGCUGAUGUAUGCUUCCUCUGUGCAUGUUUUACUCCGGAAAGAUGCUGAAAAUGGCAGCUGCCAGGGUCCUCAUCAGAAAGGUUGUGGGGGGGGUGUUUUCCAUCAUGUUCUCCGUAAGUUUAUUCCCUGCGCUAGAAGUUCCAAGAAGGAAGGAAAGAAAGACGGAGAUUGGAGGCAUAAACUGUCAACUAGAGCAAGCCAAUUUUUGGUUGCUUCUUGUGUGCGCUCUGCAGAGGCAAGGAGGAGGGUUUUCUCGGAAAUCCAUUAUGUGUUUAAUGAUUUUAUCGAAUCAAGUAAGGGAUACAGAUUGCCAGGGAGCGAGUUGCAGGUGUAUGUUGAUCUGCUUAAUGAUGUUCUGACUGGUCGUUCACCUACUGGUUCAUAUAUCUCAUCAGAGGCUUCUGCUACUUUGAUUGAUGUUGGUCUAGUAAGGUCAUUAACCCAGAUUCUGAAAGUGUUAGAUCUGGACCAUGUUGAUUCACCUAAAGUGGCCACAGCACUUAUAAAAGCUCUUGAGCUUGUGUCUAAGGAGUAUGUUCAUUCUGCUGAUUCCAACUUAGGGAAGGGUGAGAAUGCAUCGAAGCCUUCUGACCAUACUCAGCAUGGAAGAGUAGAUAACAGUGGUGAGAUGCCCGAACCUAUGGAAGCAGUAUCUCAAUCAAACAAUGAUGCAAUGGCUGCUGAGAAUGCUGAGUCUUCUAAUAAUCUUCGGAGUUAUGGCGGUUCUGAGGCUGUGACAGAUGAUAUGGAGCAUGACCAGGAUCUUGAUGGAGCCUCUGCUUCAGGUAGUGAGGAUGACUUCAUGCAUGAAACUUCGGGAGACAACAGGGAGCUUCAAAAUGGCAUUGACAAUGCAAGUAUACGAUAUGAUAUCCAGCCUCAUGUGCAGGAGAAUGUUGACGAGGAUGACGAAGAUGAUGAUGAGGAUGAGGAGAUGUCUGGUGAUGAUGAUGGAGAUGAUGUUGACGAGGACGAUGAUGAGGAUGAUGACCACAAUGAUCUUGAGGAAGAGGAAGUUCAUCACCUGCCGCAUCAUGAUACAGAUCAAGAUGAUCAUGAUAUUGAUGACGAUGAUGAUUUUGAUGAAGAGGUCUUGGAGGAGGAUGAUGAAGAUGAGGACGAUGAGGAUGGUGUUAUACUCAGGCUUGAGGAAGGAAUCAAUGGAAUCAAUGUCUUCGAUCAUAUCGAAGUUCUUGGAAGAAAUAACAGUUUUCCCAAUGACUCACUUCACCUCAUGCCAGUGGAAGUUUUUGGUUCCAGGCGUCUACCACGCACAACAUCCAUUUAUAAUCUUUUGGGUAGGACCACUAGUACUGCUCCCCCAUCGAGGCAUCCUCUUUUAAGUAGACCGACUUCACUGCUCUCAUCUUCUCACAGACAGUUGGAGAGUUCGUCUGAUGUAGCAUUCUCUGAUAGAAACAUUGAGACACCCUCAAUGAGGUUGGAUCUGAUCUUCCGAUCAUUGCGAAGUGGACGUCAUGGGCAUCGGUUGAACCUAUGGGUAGAUGAGAAUCAGCAAAUGAGUGGGUCAAGUGCGGCUACAAUACCCCCAGGCUUAGAAGAUGUACUUGUUUCCCAAUUGAGGCGUCCAGCAGCUGAGAAACCUUCUGAGCAGAACAAAGAGAAUGAGCCUAAUAGCAAUGGUGAAUUCAGCCAGCGGCAGGAAUCAGAAUCUGGUGUAAUGCCUGAGGAAGCUGCUGGAGGCCAUGUAAAUGGUGAAGGUGAGGAGGUUGCUCCAUCUGUAGCAACUGAUGCUCCUCGAAAUGAUGAUAUGGGAACUCCAGUGGCAGAUUCUAUCCAAAUAAAUGAUUCAUCUGGAACACGUGCACAAUCUGUUGAUAUGCAGUUUGAACACAAUGAUGCUAUUGUGCGGGAUGUGGAAGCAGUGAGCCAAGAAAGUGGUGGAAGUGGAGGAACUCUUGGUGAAAGUUUACGGAGCUUGGAUGUCGAGAUUGGAAGUGCUGAUGGACAAGAUGAUGGUGGAGAGAGACAGGGUUCUGCAGAUAGGGUUACCUUGACUGAUCCUCAUGCUGCUCGCUCAAGGAGAACAAAUGUAUCUUUUGGAAAUGCUGCAACUGCCACAGGCAGGGACACAUCACUUCACCGGGUAACUGAAGUUCCAGAGAAUUCUGCACGAGAAGGAGAGCAGGAUGGUCAUACGGCGGAGCAACAAAUGACUCCUGAUGCUGGAUCUAUUGAUCCUGCUUUUCUAGAUGCCCUGCCUGAGGAGUUGCGUGCAGAAGUGCUUUCAGCUCAACAAGGUCAAGUGGCUCAGCCUUCAAAUGCUGAGUCCCAAGGUAAUGGAGAUAUUGAUCCAGAGUUUCUGGCUGCUCUUCCUUCAGAUAUCCGUGCAGAAGUAUUAGCACAACAGCAAGCACAGAGGCUUCAGCAAUCUCAGGAACUUGAAGGCCAACCAGUUGAAAUGGACACAGUAUCCAUUAUUGCGACAUUUCCCUCAGAUUUACGAGAAGAGGUUCUUCUGACAUCAUCAGAUGCUAUUUUAGCCAAUCUCACUCCUGCUCUGGUCGCUGAGGCUAACAUGUUGCGUGAAAGAUUUGCUCAUAGAUAUCACAAUCGGACCCUCUUUGGUAUGUAUCCUAGAAAUCGCAGGGGUGAGUCUUCUAGACGAGGUGAAGCUUCUGGAUCCAGUCUUGACAGAGCUGGGGGCAGCAUUGCUUCACGCAGACCCUUUGGGAUGAAACUUGUUGAAGCUGAUGGAGCUCCUCUUGUAGACACUGAAGCUCUCAAAUCUAUGAUCCACCUGUUUCGUGUGGUUCAGCCACUUUACAAAGGUCAGCUCCAGAGGCUUCUCUUAAAUUUAUGUUCUCAUAGUGAGACGAGGACUGCAUUGGUGAAUAUCCUCAUGAAUAUGCUGACGCCUGAUACAAGGAAGCCUGUCAAUCAGCUUAAUGAGGCUGAGGCAUCAUUUCGUCUCUAUGGUUGCCAAAAGAGCGUGAUGUAUUCUCGUCCCCAGUCUUUUGAUGGAGUCCCCCCUUUGGUUUCUCGACGAGUCUUGGAAACCAUGACUUAUCUAGCUAGGAAUCACCUAUAUGUAGCAAAGAUUUUGCUUCAGCUUAGGCUGCCCCAUGCGGUUCCGGUGGGGCCAGAGAAUACUGAUCAGUCACGUGGGAAAGCCAUAAUGCUAAUUGAAGAAAAUAAAAAUCAGCCCCGUGGAGAAUAUUUGCCGAUUGAGCUUCUCUUGAGCCUCUUGAACCAGCCUCUUUACCUGCGGAGUAUAGCUCAUCUUGAACAGCUGCUCAGCUUAUUGGAGGUCAUAAUCGACAAUGCUGAAACCAAAGAAAGUUCACCGGGGAAAUCAGCAGCAUCUGUUGCUGAACCAUCUGGUUCCCAGGUUUCUCUGUCUGAAGCUGAAGUGAAUGCGGAAUCUGGCAGAGUCUCCUCUGCAGCAGGUACCUCGGCCAAUGUGGAUAGGGACAUGAAGAGUUUUAGUGAAAAAGAUGAAACUGAUACUCAGACUGUUCUUCUCAAUUUGCCACAAGGGGAACUUCGACUUCUUUGCUCAUUGCUCGCAAAAGAGGGGUUGUCGGAUAAUGCUUAUGUUCUGGUCGCUGAGGUGAUUAAGAAGUUGGUGAAAGCUGCUCCCACUCAUUGCCAUCUAUUCAUAACUGAGCUGGCUAGCGUGGUUCGGAGUUUGACCAAGUCUGCCAUAGAUGAGCUACAAAUGUUUGGGGAAGCAAUCAAAGCACUCUUGAGUGUUACAUCAUCUGAGGGAUCUGCAAUACUAAGGGUUUUGCAGGCGUUGAGCUCCCUUGUGACCACAUUGAAAGAAAAAGAAAAGGAUCAGAAGGUGGUUGAGGUUCUUCCUGAGAAGGAUUAUUCUGCUGCUCUCUCUCAGGUGUGGGAUAUCAAUGCUGCUUUGGAACCUUUAUGGUUGGAAUUAAGCAAUUGCAUCAGCAGGAUAGAGAGUUAUUCAGAUUCUUCACCCGAGCUGACUUCAUCACGAGCUUCAAAGUCUGUUCCAUCGGGCAUAAUGACUCCUCUCCCUGCUGGCUCUCAGAAUGUUCUGCCCUACAUAGAAUCCUUCUUCGUCGUGGCAGAGAAAUUGCAUCCUGCUCAGACGGGUAGCGGCAACGACUUGAGUAUAGCUGCAGUUCCUGAGCUUGAAGAUGCUACAGCAUCAGGAAGUCAUCGAAAGGCCCCUUUGCCAGCUUCUUCAGCAAAAGUUGAUGAGAAACAAGUUGCUUUUGUCAAGUUCUCGGAGAGGCACAGGAAGCUGCUGAAUGCCUUCAUAAGGCAGAAUCCAGGAUUGCUGGAGAAGUCCUUCUCCCUCUUGCUGAAAGUCCCCCGGUUCAUUGAAUUUGACAACAAACGGGCCCAUUUCAGGUCGAAGAUAAAGCAUCAGCAUGAUCACCAUCACAGCCCUCUGAGGAUCUCUGUGAGAAGGGCUUAUAUUCUCGAAGACUCAUAUAACCAGUUGCGCAUGAGAUCCACUGACGAUCUGAAGGGGCGGCUGACUGUACAUUUUCAGGGUGAGGAAGGUAUAGAUGCGGGUGGACUCACAAGGGAAUGGUAUCAGCUGUUGUCUCGGGUCAUUUUCGACAAGGGAGCAUUGCUAUUCACCACUGUCGGAAAUGAAUCGACUUUUCAACCUAAUCCUAAUUCUGUUUACCAAACUGAGCAUCUUUCGUACUUUAAGUUCGUCGGCCGAGUUGUUGGGAAAGCGCUGUUUGAUGGGCAACUUUUGGAUGUCCACUUCACUCGAUCUUUCUACAAGCAUAUCUUGGGGGUCAAAGUUACCUAUCUUGAUAUUGAGGCAAUUGAUCCUGAUUACUUCAAGAAUUUGAAAUGGAUGCUCGAGAACGAUAUAACGGAUGUCCUGGACCUCACUUUCAGCAUGGAUGCGGAUGAGGAGAAGUUGAUAUUAUACGAGCGAGCAGAGGUUACUGACUAUGAAUUGCUCCCCGGGGGACGAAAUAUCAAAGUCACUGAGGAGAACAAGCAUCAGUAUGUUGAUCUGGUAGCCGAGCAUCGCUUAACAACUGCCAUUCGUCCUCAGAUUAACGCUUUCCUUGAAGGAUUCACUGAGCUGAUUCCUAGGGAGUUGAUAUCUAUCUUCAAUGAUAAAGAACUGGAGUUAUUGAUUAGUGGUCUUCCGGAGAUUGACCUGGACGAUAUGAGGGCAAAUACAGAAUAUUCAGGAUAUAGCGCUGCAUCCCCUGUUAUCCAAUGGUUCUGGGAAGUCGUCCAAGGUUUCAGCAAGGAAGACAAGGCUCGGCUCUUGCAGUUUGUGACUGGCACUUCAAAGGUGCCCUUGGAAGGUUUCAGUGCACUUCAAGGAAUUUCAGGCUCACAGAAGUUCCAGAUCCACAAGGCCUACGGCAGCCCCGAACAUUUACCUUCUGCUCAUACUUGCUUCAAUCAGCUGGAUCUACCAGAGUACCCAUCAAAACAACACCUCGAAGAGAGGCUGCUGCUCGCGAUUCAUGAGGCCAACGAAGGAUUCGGGUUUGGUUAAUCAGACAACAGGAAGCCCGUCUUUUUCAGGAUGGAAGGAAAUAAUUGAUGCACAAUGUAUAUAUUGGCAUUCUCUUAUAUCAUCAUGAUGAGCAAAAGGGAGGAAACUCGUUUCAGAAUUAUGUGGAUGAACGUACAAGGACACACGUUGAUAUACUACUUUCACUGUACAGUUUUUCUUUAUUCUCAACAAUUGCUAUAGAAAAGAAAAAAGGCCUAUGGCAAUUCCCUUUAUA
Punica granatum (pomegranate) is the source of this 11460-nucleotide messenger RNA. The record is from RefSeq and is a predicted model, not a curated record. NCBI's taxonomy places the organism in Eukaryota, Viridiplantae, Streptophyta, Magnoliopsida, Myrtales, Lythraceae.